CAUCAUUCAUCAAAAAACGUGUCCACAAAACAAGAUAAGAUUUUUAGAUUUAGCAAAGGAGUGGUCACAGAGAGCUGUUAGAUGAAGAACUGCAGCUCCUCAGCAAGGUAACAAACUUAAGUCUACCCUGAUAUUGUGUGGAAAAACUACUCACACUGUGUGCAGCAUGAAAUUGCUGUUGCAAUUACUUUUGACUGACUUCUUAUUAAAACAUUAGUUUUUGGUUGCGCUCUGAAGUGGUACACCGGUUGCUCCUUGGCUGUAUUUCUGAUGAAGUAGCUGCUCAUGGAGUAUUUUGCUGUGUUAUUAACCCACACUUCCUGUUACCAGGACAGAAAUCUUAAUGAUUACAACUUUAACGUCAACACUGGACUUCCAUAGUAAUGCUUACCUUUUAUAGUAAAAUGGCACCGUACAGUUAAGCUGUGUGACAAAAAGAUUUUUUAGAAUGAGUGUGAAUAAAGCAACGUACAAAUCUGUAAUGAAGUAAUUAUCUUAGGUAAGCACUAUAGAGGUGGUCAUCGGCUCAUAUAUAACCACCACUUGGACACAUUCAAAUUGGUGAGACCAUGCUGAAAAAGAAAAAGGUCAAAUGAUUUUGCAUAAUGGCAUUGUUUCUUCUACCACAAAGAUAGCGCACUUUUAUCUCACAAUAAUAAAAAUGUACAGUUUGAAUACAUACCAUCGCAUGAUUAGUUAUCUGCAGUUCUGUGUUUAAAAUGAAACUUCAUUAUGAAGAUAUGGAGAGCUAGAACUUUAAAUUCACAGGAAAGUAAUCACCCCUGUUUCCUGUGAAGAGGUGAGGGAAAGGGUUGGAAAAGUUUGCAUAAAGGCUUUGAGCUGACAUGACAAGAGUCACUUUAUAUAUUCAGCACAGACAACGUCAGAGAAAACACAACGAGUUGUACAGUUUGACAGUAUAACAGUGAUGGAGAAGACAGGAUUGGUGAUCUUACUGUCUCUAGCGUUAUUGACACUUUCAUCAUGUGCUAUCAGGGAAUACUACCAUGUGCAGCUGUUGAAAACCUGGACCGAAGCUCAGAGUUAUUGUAGAGAGAAUUUUGCUGACCUGGCAACCAUAGAGACCGAAGAGGAUUGGGAAAAAGUGAGAAAACUAUUUGACAACUCUACUAGACAUAUAUGGAUAGGACUUUAUGAUGAUAUUAACGGCUGGAGGUGGUCCAUGGACAAUACAUAUCUCUACAAUGGUGGCGACACUACACUUGGAGACUGGUUUGCUUUAGCAGUGAACAGCCACCAAAGUGCUGAGCAUUGUAUAGAAAUAUUCCAGGGCACACUAUAUGACCAGAGAUGUGAGAAAUCACGAAGACCAGUGUGCUAUGAUGAGACCUCCAAAACAUACAUCGCAGUUACGACUCCUAUGACAUGGUCGUCAGCUCAGAGUCACUGCAGGAAGAAAUACACAGACUUGACCGGCAUGAGAAACCAGCAAGAAAAGGAAGCGAUCAUGAGCGUGAUCGAUGAUCAACCGCAUUGGAUUGGUUUGUCCAGAGAUUCUUGGAAGUGGUCUGACCAGAGUAGCUCUUUGUUCAGAGCCUGGUGGACUGACGAGCCCAACAAUCAAGGUGGAAGAGAAUUUUGUGCAUCCAAUUUUAUGCAAGGGUGGGCUGAUAUUCCUUGUGACUACAAAAGUCCAUUCAUUUGUUCAGUGAGUCCCACAAUGAAGCUGUUGAAGGUUGUGCUAAAACCUGAAAGAUCUGUGGACCUGAAUGAUCCCCAAGUGCAGGAAGCUGUUCUGAAGCAGAUGGAGAAACAUAUGAGAGACCAGGGAAUCCAGAAGUUCAGACUGAGCUGGAGGAAGCAACCAAAUGGAGAAAUCUUCAAUAAGAGAGAGGCUCAACUAUAAAUGCUGUCUAUUACUUGUUUGUUUGUUUUUUUUAAUACAAACAAUUAUUCAUCCAAUGCAUUCAUUUAGACUUAGCAAAAACACAUUUCUUGGUAUUCUUUACUUCUAAUUCAUAUGCAGAUUAAUGAUGAUGAAUAGUGGUGAAAUAUAAUUUGACAAUUUAUGUUUUGAAAUAGAUUUGAUAAGGCUGGCACAACAGAACUGUUAUGCAAGGAAACACCAAUAUAAUAACAGCGCGAUAAACAAUAAUUAAAGCGCCACUUAAACAAACAAAAAGUACAUAAUUGGUGUAGAUAACUGUUUUGCUGUGUGAUUCACCUGCCUGUUUACUUGUGCAGGUGAUCGUUUGUACAACUGGGAACACCUGUGGGUGUUCCCAGGUUAUUUAAGUCCUGGCUGCAGCACAGCUCACUGUCUCUCGGACUCGCUGCCACUCACUCCCUGGUUUGCUUCAGUUAUGCUGUUUUAGUUUAUGCUAAUGUUUUGUUUUGUACCAUACAACACCCACACACAUCCUCCACUUAUGCACAUCAUACACUACUGGCUCUACUGAUUUCCACACUCCAUAUUGUGAAUAUUUAGUUAGCUUUUUAAUUUGGUUUAAUUUAGUUAAGUUGAGUUAAUAAACUUAUUUUCUGUUAAAACAUUAAGCAUGGUUUGUCUCCCGUUUUGUUGUGGUCAAAGAGCGGGUUCAUAACAUAUGUAUCUGUGCACUUGUUAAA
This is a messenger RNA of Thunnus maccoyii (southern bluefin tuna), 2589 nucleotides long. Its product is annotated as secretory phospholipase A2 receptor-like. The record is from RefSeq and is a predicted model, not a curated record. Lineage: Eukaryota; Metazoa; Chordata; Actinopteri; Scombriformes; Scombridae. The coding region runs from base 929 to 1867 and encodes 312 amino acids. The transcript has 6 exons.